AUGGACCAAAUCACGCUUGACGACAGAGAUCCGCAUAUCACGUAUUUCGGUAAUUGGACAUAUGGGGGUACCGGGCAAGAAUACUGGGGCACUACAUCGGGUGCGAAUGCAACGAAUAUGAGUAUGAUGUUCACCUUUAAUGGGACUUGGAUCGGUGUUUAUGGAAGCAUUGGAUUUAUGGGCGUCACUGCGGACUUUGUGCUAGACAAUGGCGAGGCUGAACAGUAUCUGCACACGCCAGCUCCGAGCGGCCUCUUUCGUCAGGCCUACUUUGAAUCGACCCCACUGGCCUUCGGAGAACACACCAUUCAGAUGACGAACAUGGCGAACGGCCCCACCAGCUAUCUGGAUUAUAUCGUCUACAAUACGACGGCGCAGUCAGGCAGCACGACGACCGUCACCUCUCUCGUUACAGCCACAUCCAUUCCUGGAACCGCUCCUUCGAAGCCUUCCAAUGCGCCUUACAAAGCUCCGCAGACUGUCAAGGCAAUACCGACGUUUGCUUGGUAA
This is a messenger RNA of Gloeophyllum trabeum ATCC 11539, 510 nucleotides long. RefSeq lists its product as uncharacterized. The record is from RefSeq and is a predicted model, not a curated record. The transcript is spliced from 3 exons. NCBI's taxonomy places the organism in Eukaryota, Fungi, Basidiomycota, Agaricomycetes, Gloeophyllales, Gloeophyllaceae. Bases 1 to 510 code for a protein of 169 amino acids.